AUGGCACCAGAGAGGCUGGCCACCCGGGCGAAGGAGCUGGAGGAGGGCCUGUUGUACAGCGACCGCCUGGCGCUGGACACCAGCGACGUCCUGAGGUCGCUCAUCGGCCGUCUGACCGAGUUCUCGGACGCCACGUCCACCAUCCGCACACGGGCGCACGCCCUGACGAUCGCGUCGCAGAACGUCCGCCAGGUUCGGGAGCGAUCCGAUGAGCUUCUGGCCAGCCUCGACACGUCUCGGCGCGUGCGCUACUCCAUCUCUCGCGGCCCUGGGGGCAACCAAUUGGAUGCCUUCCUCGCAGCGGUGGAUGAGUUGGACGCGUCGAUCGAGCUCCUGUCGCAGCACGCAUCGAUGUCCAGCGUGCCGGCGGCGCUCAUGCACGCCAAGCAGAUCCAGAAGGAGGCGAUGCAGGCGUGCGCGGCGGACUUCGCGUCCACGCUGUCGGCGCACUCGAGGCUGGACGUGGCUGCCCAGGCGCAGAGGGGGGAGCCAAUCUGCCUCGUGAACGAGACGGCGGUGAACAGGCUGCAGGUACUGGCCAACACGAUGAUCAAAGGCGGCUACCGCGGUUUCAAACAGGUGUAUGUGGAGCUCCGGUCAGAUGCGUUUGAUAGGAUGUUCUAUGAAGUGGGGACGAGGGACAUGUCCCAGGUUGGGGAGCGUUCGGCAGCGGAACAGGUCGAGGCACGAGUGCAAGUCUGGACGAAAGCCGUUGGCAUCCUUGAUGCUGUGUUGAGGGAAGACAGACGUCUGGCCCAGGCAGUGUUCGACGGAAUGGAGAGCUGUGAAGUCUUCACACAGACCAUCGAAAAGACAGUCGUGGCCGUGGUGCAGCACGGGAGGGAGAUAGUCAACAGCAGGUACCAGUCCCAUGACAAGAUGUUCUUCCUGCUGGACAUGCACCAGCUCUUCGAGCGGGUGCUGGCAUCCCUCAAGAGCGUCCUGUGCGAUGGCGAGGGCCAGAAGAAGAUGUUCAGCGACCUCGUGACACUGAAGCACCAGACUGCUCGGGAGGCGCGCAACAUCCUCACCCAAUUCGGCGAAUCUGUGGCUGGGGACCCUGGCCGCAAGGAGCUGCCAGAUGGCACUGUGCACCCACUCACUGCCAACACCCUGGGCUUUCUCAAGCGCCUGCUGAAGCACAAGAGUUUCCCUCGCGUCCUGUAUGGGGACAGUGAUGCAUCUGACGUAGGCGAGGACGCUGAGGCAUCGCAGUACCAGUUGGGCAACCAGAUGUCUAUGCGUGUGAUGCACAUCUUGAUGGGCCUGGUGGAGAACCUUGAGACCAAGGCCCAGGUGUACAAAAACAAGGCCCUGUCAGCCAUCUUCUCGAUGAACAACAUACGAUUCAUCAUCACAUCUAUGGAGCUGUCCAACGCGAUCAGCCUGCUGGGCGAAGAAUGGGUGCGGCGGCAGGAGGCGCUGGUGCAGGGCUACGCACAACAAUACCACCAGAUCGCCUGGAAGCCCGUGAUCCGGGCGCUGGCAGUUGGCAACAUUGAGGGCGGGGAGCACAAGAGGAAGGCGGCCGUGAAGGAGCGGUUCAGGACUUUCAACGACAUAAUGGCCGAUGUGCAUGAGACGCAGAGCGAGUGGUCCGUGCCCGACCCGGACCUCAAGGCAUCCAUCAAGAAGGCAAUACUGGACGACCUGGUGCCUGCAUUCCAGGAGUUCAUGGUGUCCUUCCAGAGCUUUGCGUACAACAUGACCAAGAAUCCUGAGAAAUAUUUUAAGUACACGGCAGAGAAGCUUAUCCACAUAGUCAACAAGGAUUUCUUCGAGUCAAGAGUGCUGUCCCAUUCGAAGGACGCCAAGAAAUCUAAAUUGGACGCGCUUUGA
Molecule: messenger RNA, 1839 nt
Organism: Ostreobium quekettii
Lineage: Eukaryota; Viridiplantae; Chlorophyta; Ulvophyceae; Bryopsidales; Ostreobiaceae
Source: the annotation of a GenBank genome assembly